Messenger RNA from Prorocentrum cordatum, 919 nucleotides. NCBI's taxonomy places the organism in Eukaryota, Dinophyceae, Prorocentrales, Prorocentraceae. The record is from the annotation of a GenBank genome assembly.
CAGGGCCCUCGGCAGGCCGUGGCCCCCCCGCGUGCUCGUGGUGGGCACGGGCGGCGGGGCCCUGCCGGCCUGGUUCGCGGCGCAGCUGGGCGCCGUGGUGGACGCCGUGGAGCUGGACGCCUCUCGGGCCGCACGAGAGGGGGGGAUGGGGCUGCCUGCGGAGGCGGUGCGCUCGGCGGCCGGCGCGGAGGGCUGCGCGGCCGACGCGGCCGCCAGCGGCCGCGGCGGAGGCUCCCUGCGCGUCUACUGCUGCGACGGCGCGGCCUUCGUCCUGGCCGCUGCCGCGUCGCCGGCGGGCCCGCGCUACGACAUCGCCAUCGUGGACGUGUUCGACGGCGAGGGCGAGACGCCAGCGGCGUUCCUCGACGGCGAGUUCGCCGAGGCGCUGGGGAAGAUCUCGGCGGUGGCCGUGGCCAACCUGACGUGCCCGGUGCCCAUGUGGGAGACCGCGCACCAGUGGAACGCGCCCCAGGCCGGCGCGCUGGCCGCCGCCUGGCGCGCCGGCUUCGGCCCCGCCGCGGGGGUGUGGAGCGUGCGGGUCGCCGAGGGACAGAACAUUGUCCUGGCGGUGACUUCUGUGGGGGCGCCUCCCCCGGAGUUCCUGGAGGGCGAAGCGUUGCAGGCGGCUGCCGAGGGCCUCUUCCCGUUCGACCCCGUGCGCCGGGUCUCCUUCAAGCGGCAGGAGUGGGCGGCCUGAGCCCAGCCGCCGUCGAACGGCCCCUGGCUGCUCUGCAGGCGCCUGCGCUGGCUGGAGGCCAUCGGGCCCACGGGGUCCGGAUCGGCGUGCGCUCUGCCCCCGAGUGGGCAAAGGCCAGCGCGGGUGGGACUGCUGCAGCCGCCACCACACUUCUGCUCGCUCUGGCUGUGCGCGCAGUCGAAAGAGUCGAGGACGGGAAAUCGGUUCACCUAGCCACUCCGA